Aspergillus wentii DTO 134E9 is the source of this 1028-nucleotide messenger RNA. RefSeq names its product E2 SUMO-conjugating protein UBC9. The coding region runs from base 224 to 697 and encodes 157 amino acids. Lineage: Eukaryota; Fungi; Ascomycota; Eurotiomycetes; Eurotiales; Aspergillaceae. Gene Ontology annotation, cellular component: nucleus. The transcript has 4 exons. Gene Ontology annotation, biological process: protein sumoylation. The record is from RefSeq and is a predicted model, not a curated record. Gene Ontology annotation, molecular function: SUMO conjugating enzyme activity.
CAGGAACACUGGCAGCUUCAAUCUUGAGAUAGCCUUACUCUUCGCUUUUCCUUUUCAAUUCAGGCUUACUACCACUUUUUUUACCCAUACAUUUUCAUCCUUUAUAUUUUACUCUCUCUGGCUUCAUUUUACUCACCAGGACUACGAGAUUUCAUUCGCACAAUCGUCUUAUUUUAACCCGUUGUUCCUCGACACCGAUAAUCUCAACUUCAAACUCGCAGCCAUGUCUUUGUGUCAAAAUCGGCUCACUGAGGAACGAAAGCAAUGGAGAAAGGAUCACCCGUUCGGAUUCUACGCAAAGCCUCACCGCACCGCCCAGGGUGCCCUUGAUUUGAAACGCUGGGAAUGUGGUAUGCCGGGCAAAGCUCAAACCCUCUGGGAGGGUGGCUUUUUCAAGCUCGAUGUGACCUUCCCCGAUGAAUACCCGACAAAGCCCCCUAAGUGCAAGUUCGUGCCGCCUCUCUUCCAUCCCAACGUUUACCCUUCUGGAACCGUCUGUCUGUCAAUCCUGAACGAGGAGGAGGCUUGGAAGCCGGCCAUCACCAUCAAGCAGAUCUUGCUCGGCAUUCAAGAUUUACUCGACGACCCAAACCCAGAGUCCCCAGCUCAGGCGGAGGCCUACAACCUCUUCAAGAAGGACCGCCCGGCCUAUGAGCGCCGCGUCAAGCAGAUUGUGCGGGAGAACCCUGCUCCGUAGACUUUGAUGUCCCGGAUCUUCGUUAAGAAAGAAAGAAGAAAAAGGAACUGGAGCAUCUGGCAGCUCUUUUGGAGAUCUUGCAUCUGGGUUUGAUAUUUCUCGAGCGAAUUCGGCGUGACACGGAAGGGGCGUUUGUAUAUCCCUUAAUGUUAGCGAUUGUCUUGUCUUCAUGCAUAUAGAAGAUCUUUAGUGGGUCUUAAUGGAAUUGACGAGAAUCAAGUAUUCUAACAUUCAUGAGAAAGACCUCUUCUAUCAUUUCCAUUCCAGGAGUACGCAGCAGUAUGUAACCAUUGCUACUACAUUAGUAUCUACUAGACCAUCUCCAUCGGCA